Balaenoptera musculus (blue whale) is the source of this 2162-nucleotide messenger RNA. RefSeq names its product TPD52 like 1 (gene TPD52L1). Gene Ontology annotation, biological process: positive regulation of MAP kinase activity; positive regulation of apoptotic signaling pathway. The record is from RefSeq and is a predicted model, not a curated record. Gene Ontology annotation, cellular component: cytoplasm. Bases 195 to 593 code for a protein of 132 amino acids. The transcript has 5 exons. Lineage: Eukaryota; Metazoa; Chordata; Mammalia; Artiodactyla; Balaenopteridae.
GGGGCGGAGGUAACCAGAGGCGGGCAGACGGAGGUAGCUGCGCGGUCUCCACCCCUUCAGCGCUGCGCUCGCUACGAGCGUGCCGGGAGAGGACGCGAGCGGCUGUGCCAGCUGCGUUCCGAGCUCGGGCCCCGCUGCUGCUUCUCCUCCAAGCGCCGGGCGUCCCCGCCGUGCUCAGCCCGAAGUCGGCCACCAUGGAGGCGCAGGCACGAGGUUUGUUGGAGACUGAACCACUGCAAGGAAGAGAUGAAGAUACAGUAGCCAGUGCUGACUUCCCUAGCAUGCUCUCUGAGGAGGAAAAAGAGGAGUUAAAGGCAGAACUAGUUCAGCUAGAAGAUGAAAUUACAACAUUACGACAAGUUUUAUCAGCGAAAGAAAGGCGCCUGGUUGAGAUAAAACAAAAACUCGGCAUGAACUUGAUGAAUGAAUUAAAACAGAACUUCAGCAGAAGCUGGCAUGAUGUGCAGACUACUACUGCCUACAAGAAAACACAUGAAACUCUGAGUCACGCAGGGCAGAAGGCAACUGCAGCUUUCAGCAACGUUGGGACGGCCAUCAGCAAGAAGUUUGGAGACAUGAGCUUUGAUACCUAGAGGCAAAUAUUUAUAUCUUUGUGUUUAAGUUAUUUUUUGACGUCAAAAAUUACUGGAUUGUUCCCAAUAUUCAUGCAUCAUCUUAACAACUUGGCAUUCAUGAGGCUAGAGUUAAGUAAGUACAUGUGCAUGAAUCUGAGUACAUUGCUUUAUCUUCAUUUUUGCUAAUAAAGCAAUAACAAAAAGCAGUUAAAAUUCUUCAGAGGCAGUGUGUGAUGAAUGGUAAAUAUUCUGGAUUAUGAAUUAACCCUAACUUUAUUAUAUAAAAAUUUGCAGUCAUUUCAAUGGCAUUAAAACAUUUAUCUAAACUAAUUAAAUAAUUCCUUAAAACAGGAAAGACCUUAUCACCAGUUAUAUCCAAGAAAAUAUAUUUUGUCAUGUUUAUAAAGUUUGUUCUCCACAUACUUAGUUGAAACCUUUCACUUGAACACUGGGAUUCAGUGGCAUAAUACUGCCAACUAGAAUAGUGUUUCUCUAAUGGUAGCAGACCUUACAGACACCUCUGAAGCUUGAUAAAUGCAUAUUCUCAGAUUCCACCUCUCUCUCCAAGAUUGCACCUCAGUAGGUCUUGGGUGGCGUCUAGGAAUCUGUGGCUGUUCUCAGUUAUAAAUGGGGAAAAGAGUAACAACAUCUUCAGUUUAUAUACAAGUAGCAAAAGAGAGCCUGCUAUGUAUUAAACACUCAAUAAAUGCCAGUUUUUACCUUUACUAAGUGACUGUCUCAGUUACAAGGUGACCCCACAGGACGGAAAUUAGGGAGAGUCGGUGAACAGGAGUGCAGUGUGUUUCAUAAGUUGUAAAGAACGAAGACCGUGUUUCACACGUGCAGCAUGUUGACAUACUCAUGUUCCUACAUGAACUGGGCAUAAUAUCAAGGUUGUGUUGACUGCCUUUCCUCCUGUUUCAAUGUGGCUUUGUUUUAGCAUAAUGGAUAACCUGUUUCCCAGGAGUUCCAAACUUUUCAUUAACUAUUGCUCUGUGUAGAGGAUACAAAACUUCCAUUAAAAACUGUGGCUAAAAAUAUUGGGAAAUGUAGUCCACAUUCAAAUAUGGGCCUGUAAUAUUUUGUAGACCUAUAUUUUCAGGCCUAUAUUUUUCUCAAACUAUGAUAUCUAACAUUUGAAAUAAAUGAGGAUAACUUCCUAUGAAAGCAAAAAGUUUUACAAAGAAUUGUUACUUUUAUACUAGAACAAGUAAUAUAUGUAAAAGUCAUAUUUGAAAAGUACUUAAGUUUAAUAUAAUAACGAUUCUCAAAAGAGAACAAUUAGUAUUAGUAAGUUUUAAAUUUUUCGUUCACAUUAAUUUGCCAAUUUAUAAAAUGAUAGUGGGGAAAUUUUAAAAUUUUAUCACAGGCAUUUUACUUUGAACCCCUUUUCAGUUUGAAAGUAUCAUAUUAUUUUAUAUUUUGUUAGCUAUACCAUAAAAUUCUUUUGUGAAUUCUGGGAACAAAUUUCUGAACUUCUUCAAAAAGAUUGCCAGAAAAAUUCAGAUACCUGAGAAGAAAAACAGUACCUCUCUGUUUUGUGGGGUUUUUUUUUUUUUUGGUUUUUUUUGUUGUUGUUGGCUGUAC